GAUGAAAGCUACCGGCAAGAUUACCACACAUACUCAAACAUCAUAGAGAACCUUUCUCUUAUAUAAAAGGGCAAUGGCCCUGUCCUCACUCCUCAGCGCACGGCCUCAAGAGGAAGCUUUCAGCAGCUCGGGCGACUCUGAACUGGGAACGCCAUGGGCAUGGGGUUGCUUCCUCUUCUUGCUGCCUGCUGCUCCCUCCUGCUCACGGUUGCAGCUUCUGCCCGGGACACCACCAGCGUCUGCGCUUCGCAAAUCAGCGAUUUCCCGCACCGGAACAGCUCGGGCCUCCACCUGACGCUGCACCACCCGCAGAGCCCCUGCUCGCCGGCGCCGCUCCCGUCCGACCUCCCCUUCUCCACAGUACUCACCCACGACGAUGCGCGCGCCGCUCACCUCGCCUCGCGUCUCGCCACCACCAGUAACGCGCCGUCCCGCCGCCCGACGACGUCGCUCCGCAAGCCGAAGGCCGCCGCCGGUGCUUCCGGCGGCCCGCUCGACGACUCCCUGGCCUCCGUGCCACUCACGCCUGGAACGUCCGUGGGCGUGGGGAACUACGUCACCGAGCUCGGCCUCGGCACGCCGGCCACCUCCUACGCCAUGGUCGUCGACACGGGCUCGUCGCUCACCUGGCUGCAGUGCUCGCCCUGCGUCGUUUCUUGCCACCGCCAGGUGGGCCCACUCUACGACCCCAGGGCGUCCAGCACCUACGCCACCGUACCCUGCUCGGCGUCGCAGUGCGACGAGCUCCAGGCCGCCACGCUCAACCCGUCCGCCUGCUCCGUCAGAAACGUCUGCAUCUACCAGGCCAGCUACGGCGACAGCUCCUUCUCCGUCGGCUACCUCAGCAGGGACACCGUCUCCUUCGGCUCCGGCAGCUACCCGAACUUCUACUACGGCUGCGGCCAGGACAACGAGGGCCUCUUCGGCCGCUCCGCGGGACUCAUCGGCCUCGCGCGCAACAAGCUCUCGCUGCUCUACCAGCUCGCGCCCAGCCUCGGCUACUCCUUCUCCUACUGCCUCCCGACGCCGGCGUCGACGGGGUACCUCUCCAUCGGGCCCUACACCUCUGGGCACUACUCGUACACGCCCAUGGCCUCGAGCUCUCUCGACGCCUCGCUCUACUUCGUCACCCUGUCCGGGAUGUCGGUCGGCGGGAGCCCGCUCGCGGUCUCGCCGGCGGAGUACAGCAGCCUGCCCACGAUCAUAGACUCGGGCACGGUGAUCACGCGCCUGCCGACGGCCGUGUACACGGCGCUGAGCAAGGCGGUGGCGGCGGCCAUGGUAGGGGUGCAGAGCGCGCCGGCGUUCUCCAUCCUGGACACGUGCUUCCAGGGCCAGGCGUCGCAGCUGCGCGUGCCGGCCGUGGCCAUGGCGUUCGCCGGCGGCGCCACCCUCAAGCUGGCGACGCAGAACGUUCUCAUAGACGUGGACGACUCCACGACGUGCCUGGCGUUUGCGCCCACCGACAGCACGACCAUCAUCGGCAACACGCAGCAGCAGACGUUCAGCGUCGUGUAUGACGUCGCGCAAUCCAGGAUCGGUUUUGCGGCAGGCGGUUGCAGCUGAUUAUAUAUAGCUGACACGGGUGAACUCACGUGACCUCUACUAUGCACGGCGGGCAGCUCAAGCUUGGUAAUUGAAAAUGCAUACAAAAUACAUGUGUAUUCACUGAAGUUUAUGAAACGAUAAUGCUACAAGCUACUGUAUUGUUGAUUUUACGCAACUGGCAAAUUGUACAUCCUUUUACAGGUAAAAUUGGAGUGUGUAUAGGUUUUUACAGGUGUAAGGUCAAAAACAAAAAUGUAAUGCUUGGAUGAUUUGGUCUAUUAUUUCUAUUCUUGCCCUGCCUUUAUCAUUGUGAUAA
This is a messenger RNA of Sorghum bicolor (sorghum), 1864 nucleotides long. RefSeq names its product aspartyl protease family protein At5g10770. NCBI's taxonomy places the organism in Eukaryota, Viridiplantae, Streptophyta, Magnoliopsida, Poales, Poaceae. The coding region runs from base 154 to 1566 and encodes 470 amino acids. Gene Ontology annotation, molecular function: aspartic-type endopeptidase activity. The record is from RefSeq and is a predicted model, not a curated record. Gene Ontology annotation, biological process: proteolysis. The transcript has 2 exons.